AUGGUUAGCUGGGAGAGGGGGGAUGUGGUGUUGAUUGAUAAUUACGCCGUGCAGCAUGCGAGGGAGCCAUGGACGGGAGAUAGGAAGCUGUUGGCUAGCUUGUGGGAUGACGCAGAGGUACCGCCGGCGGCAUAA
Molecule: messenger RNA, 135 nt
Organism: Podospora pseudocomata
Lineage: Eukaryota; Fungi; Ascomycota; Sordariomycetes; Sordariales; Podosporaceae
Exons: 2
Coding region: 1-135 (44 amino acids)
Molecular function (GO): oxidoreductase activity
Source: RefSeq, a predicted model, not a curated record